UGUCGUCCGGGGAGGGAGACCUCGUGGACGAGCCGUCGCCCUCGCGGAGCUCCCCGGUGCCCGACUACGAGUCGCUGGCGUGGCUGCUGCGCAGCCGGGCGGCCAGGCUGAAGCACGAGAUGUGUGAGAAAUUUACUGUGUGUGAAAACAGCAUGGAAAUGCUUGUCCAAAGCCAUCUGAAACUCCCCAAGAUCCUGGAUGAAGACAGCUGCUUACAGUCUGGAUUCAACAAGGAGAAAUGCUUGACAAAGAUCUCCAGUGGCCUUUUUGCAUUUCAACCAUAUCUGGAAUAUAUACAUGUACAAGAAACAUUUAUUAGUGAAAAGCAAAAAAUUGAAACCAUAUGGUAUGGCACAAAGCACCUGGCAAACACUGUGAGGCAGAUGAUGGAAAAUCCUGAUGCGGUGCCCAUACCAGACCAAACUAGUCAGAAAACGCUUCUUGAAAAACUAAAGGCAAAUAAGAACUGGAGAGAGAAAAUUGCCACUCAUUUCAUCCUCAGAGAUUUUACUUCAUUUAUGGAGAAAACAGUGAGGGCUCUUCGAUACAUAAGAAAAACCAGGAGUUCAAGUGCUUGAAUGUUUUAAUUCAGGCACCUUCCUUUUCACAAAAUCUGUCAUGUGGCAGAUGACAGUGUUGUUCUAUUUUAAGAACCAAAACUCUAAUAAUAAGGGUUUCCAUUUAUAAAUUGUAAA
Messenger RNA from Alligator sinensis (Chinese alligator), 695 nucleotides. RefSeq names its product interleukin 6 (gene IL6). Gene Ontology annotation, cellular component: extracellular region. The record is from RefSeq and is a predicted model, not a curated record. Bases 120 to 578 code for a protein of 152 amino acids. Gene Ontology annotation, biological process: T-helper 17 cell lineage commitment; immune response; positive regulation of cell population proliferation. The transcript has 4 exons. Gene Ontology annotation, molecular function: interleukin-6 receptor binding; cytokine activity; growth factor activity. Lineage: Eukaryota; Metazoa; Chordata; Crocodylia; Alligatoridae.